Molecule: messenger RNA, 738 nt
Organism: Corylus avellana
Lineage: Eukaryota; Viridiplantae; Streptophyta; Magnoliopsida; Fagales; Betulaceae
Product: adenylate kinase 3
Biological process (GO): nucleobase-containing compound metabolic process
Molecular function (GO): AMP kinase activity; ATP binding
Source: RefSeq, a predicted model, not a curated record
AUGGCGAGCUCUGGAGUAGCAUUGGAGGAUAUACCUUCAGUUGACAUCAUGACGGAACUCCUACACCGCUUCAAGUGCUCCUCCAAGCCUGACAAGCGCCUCAUUCUCGUCGGACCACCGGGAUGUGGGAAAGGCACACAGUCGCCAAUUAUUAAGGAUGAGUACUGCUUGUGCCAUUUGGCAACUGGUGAUAUGCUGAGAGCUGCAGUUGCUGCUAAAACUUCUCUUGGAAUCAAGGCUAAAGAAGCUAUGGAUAAGGGAGAACUUGUGUCGGAUGAUUUGGUUGUUGGGAUAAUUGACGAAGCUAUGAAGAAGUCGUCAUGUCAAAAGGGUUUCAUCCUGGAUGGUUUUCCAAGGACCGUGGUUCAAGCACAAAAGCUUGAUGAGAUGCUUGGGAAUCAGGGGAUCAAAAUUGAUAAGGUGCUUAACUUUGCAAUUAAUGAUUCCAUAUUGGAGGAGAGGAUCACUGGUCGUUGGAUACACCCAUCCAGUGGUCGAAGUUACCAUACAAAAUUUGCACCUCCCAAGGUUCCUGGUGUUGAUGAUGUCACAGGAGAACCUUUAAUUCAACGGAAAGAUGAUAAUCCAGAAGUUCUCAAGUCAAGGCUGGCAGCGUUUCAUACACAAACCAAACCGGUUAUCGACUAUUAUGCCAAGAAGGGUGUUCUUGCACAGCUUCAUGCAGAGAAAACCCCAAAUGAGGUUACUGCUGAGGUUCAGAAGGUUCUCUCGUCAUAA